ACACCGAGAGAGAGAGGGUGAGAGAGAGUGAUAGAGCGAGAGAGAGAGGGAAAGAGAGAAAGCGAGAGAGAGUCGCUGUUUUGCAGCGCCCGCGCCGCCGUGCUCGCGCUCAGUCGCCAGUCCUUUCCCGCCGCUCGGUUUUCAGCCCGGUUUUGUGUUGUUCUCUCCGCAGAUCAUCCUCCGCUGAUCCCAGCGGCUCUUUCCGUUUCUCCUCUCCUUAUUUAUCUUUAUUUAACCGCGAUUUCUGUCACGGUUCGGCCGCGCGCGCCUCUCCGCGCGCUUCUUUCUGUUUUUAAUUUUUGAUUUCUGCCGCUCCGCCACGCGCAGCUCCGGAGAAAAACCGUCAGAGAACUCGACACAAAAGGUAAUGAAGACUAGACCUGCCAUCAACUAUUAGCGGCUGUAUUAUCCUGAGUCGUAACCCAGAGCAUGGAGACUCCUGUGAACGACAACUCGCUGCGCUGGGGAGUCUAGAACAUUAAUCGUGUGAAUCUGGAAGGACCUGUGGACACACCCCCUCUUCAGAAACCUUCCCAGAAGCCUUCAGUCAUACGAGUGAAGGUGUCAGAUCUUCAGCUGAGUGGAGGACAGACAGACAGCGAGACAGAACUGAAGACAGAACUGAAGAAGAGGAUGAGCUGAGAUGCAACAGCAGGGAAGAAGAGCAGCAGAACGAAGCUGAAGGAGACGGGCAGCGCUGACGGACCCGCUCUGAUCAGGUUGAUCUUCAUAUCCUCGGCUUUGGCGCGCUGAGCUCGGUUUCCUAGAGACGCUUCUGGCCCGUGGAUUAGCCUGUUUACUCUCGGAGCCGGUCGGACCGGCCAGAUGAUAUCCAGGCGGGUCACUUCCUGUGCAGCAGGUAAACGACGCUAAGCUGACCGGUGGGCGGAGCCUGCAGUGAGAGAGGGAGAGAGCCAGCCAGCAGCGUGUGGUCUGUUUGUGUGCGUUUGUUGCGUGUGUUGCAGUGUGUCUGUGUGUGUGUGAGAGUGUGUGAGUGAGUGUGUGUGUGUGUGUGUGUGUGUUGCGCUCCGUGGUGCGUCAUGCGGACAGGAUGGAUGUGAAGGAGCGCAGGCCCUACUGCUCGCUGACGAAGAGCCGGCGGGAGAAGGAACGGCGCUACACAGGCUCGUCCGGAGACAGCGAGGAGUGCCGCGUCCCCACCCAGAAGUCCUACAGCUCCAGCGAGACCCUCAAAGCCUUCGAGCACGACUCCUCACGCCUGCUGUACGGGACACGCGUCAAAGACAUGGUCCACCGGGACAUGGACGAGUACGGACGCCAAGGGCAGAACUUCAACCUGAGGCAGCUGGGGAUCUGCGAGCCGGCCGCUCGGCGUGGUUUGGCGUUUUGUGCUGAAAUGGGCCUCCCUCACCGCGGAUAUUCGGCCGGAUCUGACAUGGACACGGAGGGCGAUGGCGUGAUGUCACCGGAGCGUGCCAUGCGGCUGUGGGGCAGAGGGGUGAAGUCCGGCAGGAACUCCUGCCUCUCCAGCAGAUCCAACUCCGCUCUGACGCUGACCGACACGGAGCACGAGAACAAAUCCGACAGCGAGAACGGUUCUCCCAUGCCAUCCUCUCUCUCCAGUCCAUCAGAGCAUUGCCAUUCGCAGCCUCCAUCCCCCAGCCUCCAUGACCCCCAGCGUGCCGAGCUCCGCAGCGCCGCCCUGCAGGCCGCGCACUCCCAGGAGGAGUUCAGUCUGUAUAGAGCUGUAGCUCACACCGCCUCCACUGAGGAGCAAGUGCCCAAUCAGCAGCAGGGUCAGCCCCCGCUGCCCCCAGCCCCGCCUCCCCAUAAGCAGCAGCCGUUGGUGACGGCGCUGAACCACAGCUCAACGAGCCGGCGGAACGCCAGCCCGGCCCCCCCGGCCCCUCCGCCCGCAGACCUGCCCACCACGCCCGAGUCCGUCCCGCUGCAGGACAGCUGGGUCCUGGGCAGCAAUGUGCCGCUGGAAAGCCGGCACUUCCUCUUUAAGACAGGUACAGGAACGACCCCUCUGUUUAGCACGGCGACUCCGGGCUACACCAUGGCGACGGGGGCGGUGUACUCGCCCCCCACACGGCCACUGCCCCGCAACACACUGUCCCGCAGCGCCUUCAAGUUCAAGAAGUCGUCCAAGUACUGCUCAUGGAGGUGCACAGCCCUCAGCGCCGUCGCCGUGUCCGUCCUGCUGUCCAUCAUCCUCUGCUACUGCGUCGCGAUGCACCUGUUUGGUCUGAACUGGCAGCUUCAGGAGGCGGAGGGAUACGCCUUUGAGAAUGGCGUCAAAUCAGACACAACACCGUCCAACACAGUGACUGCACUGUCCGCCGAACACGGUAAAGUGGGUGUGUACGUACAGGAGAAUAACACUAUCGACACGGGCGAGGUGGACGUGGGUCGGAGGGCCGUGCAGGACGUGCCGCCCGGAAUGUUCUGGCGUUCGCAGCUUUUCAUCGACCAGCCGCAGUCUCUGAAAUUCAACAUCUCAGUGCCCAGAGACGCUCUGGUGGGAGUUUACGGACGCAAGGGCUUACCACCAUCACACACACAGUAUGACUUCGUGGAGUUGCUGGACGGCAGUCGUCUGAUAGCUAAGGAGAAGCGAGGGCUGGUGGAGGUGGAGGCGUCGGUGAGGAGAGCGCGGUCGGUCAACGUCCACGAGGCCGAGUUCAUCCGCUUCCUGGACUCAGGAACCUGGCAUCUGGCGUUCUACAACGACGGGAAGAACACGGAACAAGUGUCCUACAACACCAUCGUCAUAGAGUCCCUCACCGAGUGUCCACACAAUUGCCAUGGUAACGGAGAUUGUCGCUCUGGAACGUGUCAUUGUUUCCCAGGGUUCCUCGGGCCUGACUGUUCACGGGCAGCCUGCCCAGUGCUCUGCAGUGGUAAUGGUCAGUACUCAAGGGGGCGCUGUCUCUGCUACAGCGGCUGGAAGGGGACGGAGUGCGACGUCCCCAACAACCAGUGCAUCGACAUCCACUGUGGAGGACACGGUAUCUGCAUCAUGGGCACGUGUGCCUGCAACGCCGGGUACAAGGGGGACAACUGUGAGGAGUUGGACUGUCUGGACCCGUCCUGUGCGUCUCACGGAGUGUGUAUCCAUGGAGAGUGCCACUGUAACCCGGGCUGGGCGGGCUCUAACUGUGAGGUGCUGAAGACCAUGUGUCCAGACCAGUGCUCGGGCCACGGCACCUUCCAGACCGAGAGCGCCACCUGUACCUGCGACGCCAACUGGACCGGACCGGACUGUUCCGUCGAGGUGUGUGCGGUAGACUGCGGGUCUCACGGCGUGUGUAUGGGCGGUAGCUGUCGCUGUGAGGAGGGCUGGACGGGGUCAGUGUGUGAUGUGAAAGCCUGUCAUCCCCGCUGCACUGAACACGGAACCUGCAAGGACGGCAAGUGUGAAUGUCAUCAGGGCUGGACCGGAGAACACUGCACUGUCGCUCACCCGGAGACGUAUGUCCAAGGAGAGAGGAUAGGAUUUAAAGAGGGCUGUCCCGGGCUGUGUAACAGUAAUGGCCGCUGCACUCUGGAUCAGAACGGAUGGCACUGCGUCUGCCAGCCCGGCUGGAGGGGGUCCGGCUGCGACGUCGCCAUGGAAACCCUCUGCGCAGACGGCAAGGACAACGAAGGAGAUGGUCUGGUGGACUGUAUGGAUCCAGAUUGCUGUCUCCAGAGCUCCUGCCAGACACAGCUGUUUUGCCGGGGGUCACCUGACCCAGGUGACAUCAUCAGCCAGGGCCAAUCAGCUUCCUCCCAGCAGGCCGCUCAGUCCUUCUACCAGCGAAUCAGCUUCCUUGUCGGCCCUGAGAGCACGCAUGUGAUUGGUGGAGAGAAUCCAUUCAACAGAAGCCUGGUGUCUAUAAUCAGAGGACAGGUGCUGACUGCAGAUGGGACGCCCCUCAUCGGAGUGAACGUUUCCUUCGUUCAUUAUCCGGAACACGGAUACACCAUCACCCGGCAGGACGGCAUGUUUGACAUCCUGGCCAAUGGUGGGGCGUCUCUGACCCUGAGUUUUGAGCGCGCUCCGUUCCUGACGCAGCAGCGCACCGUAUGGGUUCCCUGGAACGUGUUUUACGUGAUGGACACUCUGGUGCUGAAGAAGGAGCAGAACGAUAUUCCCAGCUGUGAUCUGAGCGGCUUCAUCAGACCCAGCCCCCUCAUCCUCACCACCCCGCUCUCCACCUUCUUCAGAUCAUCCCCGGAGAACGGACCCAUCAUACCGGAGACACAGGUUCUUCAGGAGGAGACGGUCAUCCCCGGCAGCGACCUGAACCUCAUGUACCUGAGCUCUCGGGCCGCUGGCUACCGGCCAGUCCUGAAGGUCACCAUGACCCAGGCCACCAUCCCCUUCAACCUGAUGAAGGUGCACCUGAUGGUGGCCGUGGUGGGGCGGCUGUUCCAGAAGUGGUUCCCCGCAGAACCCAACCUGUCCUACACCUUCAUCUGGGACAAGACGGACGCCUACAACCAGAGGGUCUACGGCCUGUCUGAGGCAGUGGUGUCUGUGGGGUUCGAGUACGAGUCGUGUUUGGAUCUGAUCCUCUGGGAGAAACGGACGGCGAUUCUGCAGGGAUACGAGCUGGACGCCUCCAACAUGGGCGGCUGGACGCUGGAUAAACACCACGUGCUGGACGUUCAGAGCGGUAUCCUGUAUAAGGGGAACGGAGAGAACGUGUUUAUUUCCCAGCAGCCCCCGGUGAUCAGUACUAUAAUGGGGAACGGGCGCAGGCGCAGCAUCUCCUGCCCCAGCUGUAACGGUCAGGCGGACGGGAACAAGCUGCUGGCGCCGGUGGCUCUGGCCUGCGGGUCGGACGGCAGUCUCUUCGUGGGAGAUUUUAACUACAUCAGACGCAUCUUCCCCUCCGGGAACGUCACCAGCGUCAUGGAGCUCAGAAAUAAAGACUUCAGACACAGUAAUAACCCCGCCCACCGCUACUACCUGGCCACUGACCCGAUGACCGGUCAGCUGUACGUGUCGGAUACGAACUCCCGCCGGAUCUUCAGACCCAAAGUUCUGUCGGGGACGAAGGAGCUGCUGCAGAACGCGGAGGUGGUGGCCGGAACAGGGGAGCAGUGCCUGCCCUUCGACGAGGCUCGCUGUGGGGACGGGGGAAAGGCCACAGAGGCCCUGCUGCUGGGUCCUAAAGGAAUUGCUGUGGAUAAGAACGGGUUCAUCUAUUUCGUAGAUGGCACCAUGAUUCGGAAAGUUGACCGCAACGGCAUCAUCUCAACACUACUGGGGUCAAACGACCUGACCUCUGCACGACCUUUGACUUGUGACACCAGCAUGCAUAUUGGACAGGUGCGUCUGGAGUGGCCGACUGACCUGGCCAUCAAUCCCAUGGACAACUCCAUUUACGUACUGGACAAUAACGUGGUUCUACAGAUCACUGAAAACCGCCAGGUUCGGAUUGUAGCCGGACGGCCCAUGCACUGCCAGGUCCCUGGCAUUGAGUACAGCCUGGGCAAGCGUGCCAUCCAGACCACACUAGAGGGCGCUACAGCCAUCGCCCUAUCCUUCAGCGGAGUUCUGUACAUCGCUGAGACAGACGAGAAGAAGAUAAACCGCAUCCGGCAGGUCAGCACUGAUGGAGAAAUCUCCCACCUGGCGGGGGCACCAUCUGACUGUGACUGCAAGAAUGAUGCUAACUGCGACUGCUAUCUAACAGGUGACGGCUACGCUAAAGACGCUCGUCUGAACGCCCCGUCUUCCCUCGUCGUCUCUCCUGAUGGGACACUCUACGUGGCCGAUUUAGGAAACAUCCGGAUCCGUGCUAUAUCCCGAAACCGGCCUCCGCAGGGCUCCUCCGGUUUGUUCGAAGUCGCCUCUCCGGCCUCUCAGGAGUUGUACGUGUUCGACGCUAACGGGACGCACCAGUUCACUAUGAGUCUGGUGACCGGAGACUACAAGUACAACUUCAGCUACAGCAACGAGGAUGAUGUCACUGCGGUAACGGACAGCAACGGGAACACAUUGCGUGUUCGGCGUGACCCCAACCGCAUGCCUGUGCGAAUCGUUGCCCCGGACAACCAGGUGAUCUGGCUGACCAUCGGGACCAACGGUGGUCUGAAGACGCUGACGGCGCAGGGGCAGGAACUCGUGCUCUUCACGUAUCACGGCAACAGUGGCCUCCUCGCCACCAAGAGUAUCCAGAUCGGCUGGACCACCUUCUAUGAUUACGACAGUGAAGGAAGGCUGACCAACGUCACCUUCCCGACAGGAGUCAUCACCAGUCUGAUUGAAGAAAUGGACAGAGCGCUGACUGUGGAUAUUGAAACUUCUGGACGGGAUGAUGAUGUCAGCAUCACCACUAACCUGUCCUCAAUAGACUCCUUCUACACACUCGUACAAGACCAGCUGAGGAACAGCUACCAGGUGGGCUACGAUAACUCUCUGAGGGUCAUCUAUGCCAAUGGAAUGGACUCUCACUACCAGACGGAGCCUCAUAUACUGGCCGGAGCAGCUAACCCUACGGUGGCCCGGAGGAACAUGAGCCUGCCUGGGGAAAACGGACAGAACCUGGUAGAGUGGCGCUUCAGGAAGGAGCAGACCAGAGGAAAGGUCAUAGUGUUUGGACGGAAACUGAGAGUCAACGGUCGAAACCUGCUCUCUGUGGACUACGACCGAACGCUGCGCACGGAAAAGAUCUACGACGACCAUCGUAAAUUCCUGCUAAAGAUCGUGUACGAUGCAGCUGGUCACCCCACGCUUUGGGUCCCCAGCAGCAAGCUGAUGUCUGUUAACCUGACCUACUCCAGCAGCGGUCAGGUGACCAGCAUCCAGAGAGGGCCGACGGUGGAGAGGGUGGAAUACGACAGCCAGGGACGAAUCAUCUCCAGGACAUUCGCUGAUGGAAAAAUGUGGAGCUACACUUAUCUAGACAAGUCUAUGGUGCUCCUGCUCCACAGCCAGCGGCAGUACAUCUUUGACUAUGACUUGCAAGACCGGCUCUCCGCCAUUACCAUGCCAAGUGUGGCGCGCCACACGAUGGAGACCAUUCGUUCAAUUGGAUACUACAGAAACAUCUAUCAUCCACCUGAAAGCAAUGCCUCAGUCACUGUGGACUACAGUGAGGAUGGGCAACUUCUCCGGGUGGCACACUUGGGCACAGGCCGCCGGGUCCUCUACAAGUACCGUAGACAGAACAAGUUGUCGGAAAUCCUCUACGAUAGCACUCGUGUCAGCUUCACCUAUGACGAGACGGCUGGCGUCUUGAAGACAGUGAACUUGCAGAGCGAGGGUUUCAUCUGCUCCAUUCGCUACCGGCAGAUCGGCCCUCUAGUGGACAGACAGAUAUUCCGCUUCAGUGAGGAUGGCAUGGUCAACGCCCGCUUUGACUACUCCUACGACAACAGUUUCCGAGUCACCAGCAUGCAAGGGGUCAUCAACGAGACCCCUCUGCCCAUCGACCUCUAUCAGUUCGAUGACAUCUCAGGCAAGGUUGAGCAGUUCGGCAAGUUUGGGGUCAUCUACUAUGACAUCAACCAGAUCAUCUCCACGGCAGUUAUGACCUACACCAAACACUUUGAUGUCCACGGACGCAUCAAAGAAAUCCAGUAUGAGAUCUUCCGCUCUCUCAUGUACUGGAUUACUAUUCAAUACGACAACAUGGGACGUGUCACCAAGCGAGAAAUCAAGAUUGGGCCGUUCGCUAACACCACCAAAUAUGGCUACGAGUACGAUGUCGAUGGCCAGUUACAGACCGUCUAUCUGAAUGAGAAGAUGAUGUGGCGCUACAGCUAUGACUUAAAUGGCAACCUGCACUUGCUGAACCCUGGCAACAGUGCCCGACUCACUCCUCUUCGUUAUGACCUGAGGGACCGAAUCACUCGACUUGGAGAUGUCCAAUACCGAAUGGAUGAGGAUGGGUUCUUGCGGCAGCGCGGCGCUGAGAUCUUUGAGUACAAUUCCAAAGGUCUGUUGGUACGGGUCCAUAGCAAGGCCAGUGGAUGGACCAUUCAGUACCGCUAUGAUGGGUUGGGUAGACGCCUGGCCUCCAGAAACAGCCUGGGCCAACACCUUCAAUUCUUCUACGCUGACCUAAACUACCCCACCCGAAUCACCCAUGUCUACAACCAUUCUAGCUCUGAGAUUACCUCGCUUUACUAUGAUCUGCAGGGUCACCUGUUUGCCAUGGAAAUCAGCAGUGGAGAAGAGUUCUACAUAGCCUGUGAUAACACUGGAACUCCACUUGCUGUCUUUAGCAGCAAUGGACUGCUCCUCAAGCAGGUCCAGUAUACUGCCUAUGGUGAAAUCUACUUCGACUCCAAUCCCGACUUCCAGCUGGUGAUCGGAUUCCAUGGAGGACUGUAUGACCCAUUGACGAGGCUGCUGCACUUUGGAGAAAGAGAUUAUGACAUCCCAGCAGGCCGUUGGACCACGCCAGAUAUUAGCACCUGGACUAGAGUGGGAAAAGACCCUGCUCCCUUCAACCUCUACAUGUUCCGCAAUAAUAAUCCUGUAAGCAAGGUGCAUGAUGUCAAGGAGUAUGUCACAGAUGUCAACAUCUGGCUGGUAACUUUUGGAUUCCACCUCCACAAUGCCAUCCCAGGAUUUCCAAUUCCUAAAUUCGACCUGACACAGCCCUCACUGGAGAUGAGAAAGAGCCAGCUGUGGGAUGACCUUCCGUCCAUCUCAGGAGUGCAACAGGAGGUGACCCGUCAGUCCAAGGCGUUCCUGUCCUUUGAGAGGAUGCCAGAAAUCCAGCUUAGCCGUCGCCGUUCUACGAGGGACAAACCCUGGCUGUGGUUUGCCACUGUAAAAUCCUUGAUUGGCAAAGGUGUGAUGCUUGCCAUCACCGGCAAAGGCCAGGUUGCCACCAAUGCUCUGAACAUUGCUAACGAAGACUGCAUCAAGGUGGCUGCGGUACUUAACAAUGCCUUCUACCUGGAAGACCUACACUUCACCAUUGAGGGGCGUGACACGCACUAUUUCAUCAAGACUAGCCUGCCUGAGAGCGACCUAGGGGCACUGCGACUGACCAGUGGGCGCAAGAGCCUGGAGAACGGAGUCAACGUGACUGUGUCGCAGUCCACCACGGUGGUCAAUGGGCGCACAAGGCGUUUCGCAGACGUGGAGCUGCAGUACGGCUCCCUAGCACUUCACGUACGCUAUGGGAUGACGCUAGACGAAGAAAAGGCACGUGUUCUGGAGCAGGCCAGACAGAGGGCACUGGCCAGUGCUUGGGCACGGGAACAGCAGAGAGUGCGGGAUGGGGAAGAAGGCGUGCGGCUCUGGACUGAAGGUGAAAAGCGGCAGCUUCUGAGCUCCGGGAAAGUCUUGGGCUACGAUGGUUACUACGUACUUUCCGUGGAGCAAUACCCAGAGUUGGCCGACAGUGCAAACAACAUCCAGUUUCUGAGGCAGAGCGAGAUUGGGAAAAGGUAACAGACUGCACAUCCCAGCGGCCUCCCAACACACUACUGCCCCUAUCUCUAUACCCCCUCUAUAUACUCGCUGAAAGCCCCUACCACACCCCAACCCGCAAACUGCGAGGGGUAGGGCUGGGGAAACUGUGCCUAGAUGCCUCUUUCUGUUACCAUGUAGGAAAAAAGAAAAAGACUUACUUUGUCACAGUUCACACUAGACACACCCCUUUCUCCACGCUGCAGCGUCAAAUGGACGAAUUAACUCUUUCCGACAGAGCGAGGACUCUUAAUUUGGAAAUAAAAAUGAGAAACUUAAUUAUGGAUUUUUUUUUCUUUUGUGCUUUUUUUGUAUGAGAAACCUUAAAGGUGAUAUGCUUAAUGGAUUUUAAAAAAGGAAAAUACAAAACACAGAAUAAAUGGAAGAAAAAUGUGUUUACAUGCGCAUAACCACUGCACUCGGCUGGACUGACGACAAGUACAGGUCUCUAUGCUGCCACCGUGGACCAGGCUGAGCUACACUAACACUUGGAAAGCUCUUCUUGCUAGCAGAGUAAACCGUUUUUUGUGGACUGUUUUGGACAGAGAUGUACAGCCGUGAGUGAACUGACCAUGAUCUUUCCUUCCUGCUUCGCUUUCUUAAAGGACACUGUUACAAUUCAAGUAUUCAAGUCAAGUCUGAGUGUUCAAUGUCAAUACUGAACCAGCUCAAGUGGUGGCGGACGUAGAUUAGAGAGAAAAACAGACGAAAUUAAACAUAUAUCAUAUCUGACCAGUCUUUUGACAAGAGAUGUGAGUAUCUUUACAGAUUUUUUUUUUUAACCUUAAAAAAAAUACACUUAUCCGUACAUCAAUAUUAGUCUCAGAGAAAGUAAUUUAUGUACAGUGUUUAUACAUAAAAAUAAAAUCUUAAAAAUAUUGAGACUUUUUUCUGUCUUGUCAUGCAUUACUGUUUACACUUCAUGAAUUUUAAUAUUUGAUCUUAUCAGAUUUUAUGGUAAUGCUAAUUGAAAUAAAAUCAGCUGUACUGUCUCAUUAACCUGCAUUGAAAUACAACUUUUUUUUUGUUCAUUUACUGGUAUAGUUUUGCACUUUUUUGUUUUUUUUUUCGCAGCCACGACUGUUGGUUGGUUUCAGCUUGCCUGCAAUCCUUUGUAACCUACAGUACAUUACAUUUGAGGGGGUGGCUCUCCAGUUCAACACAUACUUUAAGGCAUUAAGUUAGAAUUAACCAAUAAAAUAACCAAAUUAAUGUGAGGCUGUCAUUUCCUAAUUACAGUUACAUACUUUCAGUCUGUCACUCAAUUGGAACUACAGGUUGUAUCUAAAGUAAGGAAGCUUAUAAAAUAAAAACAGUCUGGAAGACGGUGAUACAACUUUAGACAAACUGAGGAGGAAAUGCUGGCGUCCAACUUUUAAAAAAGACAAAUCACUGUUUAAAAGUUGAGACCAAGUCAACAUCAUCUCCCACAGAUUGUAUCUAAAAUCGGUUCACCAUCUGCCAAACUGUUUUUAUUUUGUAUGAGUGCUUUCUUAAUUCUGAGACACCAUGUAUAAUGCUCUGAACCUGGCAAUGCUUGCCAAGUAUUUCAGAGAUCACAUCCAAAACCAAUAUAGUACAGCAUAUACACAAACUCAACUGAACCAAACGGGCCAUUAAACAAAGCAGCAUGCAUUAAAAUGCAUUAUUUUUUUAUUUUAAAUACUACAAGUGCAGGAACAAAAACAAAUUAGGAGCACCUGACUUGUAAUGACGAGAAAGGUAUUCACUGUAACAGUUGGAAACCCAUGUUUAGUUGCCACGGCUAAGUAGACAGAAUUUGAGAGCAUUAUGAUCAUCCAAAGUGUAAAACCUGUAUCCAUAUGUUCUGGGUCCUAUGCCUAGAUGGACUGCCACAUAGCCUACUUCAGAACUGUUAUUAUUUUUGUACAGGCCUUUUACGAUGUGAGCACAUGCAAAGCGAAAUGUUCCGUUCCACAUGAGAACGUACUUGUUUUUCCAUGUUGUUUGUUUGUUGCUUUUCUGUACAAUUAUUUUGCUCUAUUUUUCUAAGCGUAUGUGAACAGAAAGGGGGGAUAAAGGGUGUGCUGUCUGGUUUUUGGAGCUAGUGGGGUUUUGUUUCCGGAACUGUGUGCCGCGUGAGAAUAUGUAUCGUUGCUGUUGUUGCUGUGCGUGUUGGGUCAGGCGCUGUGCGUUUGGCUGGAACAGUGACCUCUCCCUGCCUUGUGUGACCUACACUUUUCAAAAUAAAGGUGCUAAAAAGGUUCCUUUGGAGCAAGGCCUGAGAAGAAUCACUAUGGAUGCUGGGUCCGUAAAGAGAUGGUUAAUUUGAGGUGUUUAAUCUUUGUGUUCUCCUAAUGGUCAAAAAUGUUUCACAAAAACAUCCUACUAGGGGUGGGCGAUAUGGCUCUAAAAUAAGAUCACGAUAUUUUAGGGUAUUUUUGCGACAACGAUAUACUUGGCAAUAUAGGAAAACAGAAAAAGUAUUCAUUAAUUUCAGGAAUAUAGUAUAACAGUAUAAUUAAAAUGUGGCAAAAUAAAUAAUAUAGCAUAAAAUAAUAUAAUGCAGCAAAAAAUAUUGCAGAAUAUUUUCAUGCAUAUAAACUGCAAACAAAAAAAAUUAACUAAAACAAUAAUACAAUAAAUACACUCAAAGCUUCAAAGUAAACAAUAGACUACUUUUAAGACAAACCAUCCCUAUUAUCACAAUAUGGAUUUUUAAUAUCAUGAUAUUUCUGUGUCAUGAUAUAUAGUAUACGAUAUAAUAUUGCCCACCCCUACUUCCUACGUCAUUUUUAUUGUAAAUUGAAAUUUCCCUAGGUUGACCUUGACCCCAAUAUUAGAGAAAGUGAAAUAAAAUAUACAGACAAAAGUAUUAGGAUUACAUAAUUACUGAAGUCAAUUUCAUUCAGUCUCAUUGCUAGAGGGGUAUACAAAUCAAACCUCUCACCAUGUAAUCUGCAUUGACCAAUAUGACUAAAAGAAUGGAUGGUUCUAAAGAACUCACUAGAAAAUGUCAUGAAUUUUAGACAAGAAGCCAGUUUGCAAAGAUGCAGUGAAGUGAGCCAACUUAUACGGAGAGAGUGAUGAUGAUACAUUUAAAAGAAAUAAAGCGUAUAGUAAGUAUAGAGCCUAAUAAAUGAACUAAAGCCUGGAGUUUGUUGCCUCACCCAAAAAGCAUUUGUUUUACAGUGGGGAGAGGUGUAAGUGUCAUCUAUAGGUUUCCCAAAACCUUUGCACCUUUAACUUGUCUUUUUGAAGAUACUGAACAAUAAACUACUGGUAACACCACUUAAUUUAAAAGCUACCGCUUACCACAGACAUAACCAUGCCAGAAAGUGGUUCUUCUACAGCAUCACUCCAAAUAAUCCUUUAUUGCUCCUUUUUUUUGGUGUAACCUCCCAGCAGUCCACUCCUAUGCAUUAGCCUGAAUUAAUGACAGCUCUCAUUAACCCGUUUUUGUGCAUCAAACUUAAUUUAGUACAAGGAGAAAUAUUCAAAGAUAUUCAAAGACAUUUCAUAUCUUUAAAAUAAAAAAUAUUUUAUAUUUUGCCAUUUAACAUUACAUGUGAACAUUAAAACAUGCAUAUUUGUAAUAUUUAUAAGUUUAAUCAAAUCUCACUGUUUAGUCACAUGGUUUGAACAGAAAUGUCAAACUAAUCCGUUCAAAUAUGGACAAAAAUGGGUUAAUGAAGUCUAAACUAUCUAUCCCUGUUUACACAUGGUCACUUCUAGAUAAAAUUCAGAUACACAAAAUGCAAGAUUAGGCCAAACUGCAUUAAAUGCAUGUGUAAACACACCAACCCACGUUUAAAACAGAUCCUUAUCUGAGACAUAUUUAACACAGAGACAAAUACAAUCACUUAAACCACUUCAGGAGAUAGUCUAAGAUAAACUGAAAAUAGAUACAAAUCCAAUCGCUCAACCAAACAGCAAUUAUAACAUAUUUUUAAGUAUACAUGCAUGCAGAUACUAAUCACAUGUAGUGAUCAGGUGUAAACAGGGUCUUUACAUUUAUUAUGAUUUUACAACAGAGCAUUCUGCAUUAACCAAUGGAAAUUAUCACAGUAAAACCAUAUUAUGAAUGAACAACAUAAAGGCAGUGGAGAGGUGAAGAUGGGUGGAAAUGAGAAUGUUUUUGAGAACCAAUGUAUUUUUUUUUCUUUGUUCUGUUUGUAUGAAUAUGGUGUGAAACUGACCAUUUGAAAGCCACUGUAACAGUUCGUUUCAGAAAUCAGCUCGUGUGUGUGUGUGUGUGAGAACACACCACUGUUAGUGAAUUAUUUGCUAUAUCUGCUUCUAUUCCAGUUAAAGAAAAAAGAAAGAGUCUUUUUCAUAUUACAAGCAAUUUUUGCCUCAAAUAUCUGUAAGAUGUACUGAGCUUAAAUUGGGAUUUUUUUUUAAUAUUAUUAUAAAAUCUCCAUCUCUCUCUCACUCUUUCAUCAGCUAUCCUGUAUCUCAUGCCGGUCGGCCUGUCGUGUGAUUGUCAAAGUUUUAAGAAAAAGUCGAGGAUGUGAAAACGUGUGCAGUUAGACUUGCUUGUGUGAAUUCGGGGUUUGUUUUUAAUGCUACAGAACAGAUUCUUUUCAUAACCAGUUUUGUUUUGGUUCUGAAAACGCAGCAGAGCUAGAGCUGAUGUGAUUAACUGUUGAUGUCUCACGGUCUCUUUUGUGAAAUGACUUAGGCAGCGCUUCGGUAAUAGUUCUGUUCCUUUUAAAGCCUCAUUCAGCAGAUUUUUGGCUCUUUUGUUUGGUUUUAGGAGACACAGAGACGUCUGGAGUGCAGUUAAGAGCCUGGAUACAUGCAGCUGUUAUUAAACUCUUAUUAUUUAAAGACGUUAUUCGACCAUGAUGUGGACGAUGCACUGAAAAGGCAAUAAUAGUCUGAGAGCAAUUACAAACCAAAUUACUAUCUGGUUCUCUGCUUUAUUAGCAGAGGCAGAAGCAGCUACUUCAAUCCAAUCAGUCGUAUUGAUUCAUUAACUACAUAUUGUGUAAGAAUCCACCCAUCACUUCUAGUCAGGUACGAAUCUUCAGAACAAGAAUCAGCUGGGAGUAUCCAGGCCUUUAAGUGCAAUUGUAAAGUCAUGUAAACCAGGUCAAUGCUGGACCCAUUACGUUUUAAUUUUCGACAUGUUAAUGCUCCACGAGAAGUCAAUCAUUUAAAUAAAAACGUAAUACUCAAAGGGUUUCUGAACUCAAA
Molecule: messenger RNA, 14554 nt
Organism: Astyanax mexicanus (Mexican tetra)
Lineage: Eukaryota; Metazoa; Chordata; Actinopteri; Characiformes; Acestrorhamphidae
Gene: tenm3
Product: teneurin transmembrane protein 3
Exons: 40
Coding region: 1052-9373 (2773 amino acids)
Biological process (GO): neuron development; signal transduction; heterophilic cell-cell adhesion
Cellular component (GO): neuron projection; membrane
Molecular function (GO): protein homodimerization activity; cell adhesion molecule binding; protein heterodimerization activity
Source: RefSeq, a predicted model, not a curated record